AUGAAAGGCCCUCUCAUGAUCGCGUCUUGGUCGCCCCUCUGGUGGAUCGUCAUCCUGGCCUCGGUGCAGCAGCUCUCCGCAGGAGCGAUCGAGGAGCCGUGCGGCGGCAGAGACUGCUCUGAGUGUCGCUGCUUUCCUGCUAAAGGUGCUCGGGGCGCUCCGGGGAAGCUCGGCCAGCAGGGCUCUCAAGGCCCCACUGGCCCACCGGGUCACGCAGGACCGCAUGGAGAGAAAGGUCGGCGAGGAGCAGAGGGCCCGCCGGGGCUCCAGGGGCCCAACGGAGACGCGGGAAAGACCGGCGCUCCUGGAUUUCCUGGAAACGGAGGCUCUCCGGGUCACCCGGGAGCUGGCGGAGAGCCCGGUGUCCCCGGGGAGGACGGCUGUAAUGGGACCAGAGGCCUGCCGGGGCCCCCCGGGGGUCCCGGCUUCAUUGGCUUCCCGGGACUGCAGGGUCCGGACGGGGACAGGGGGUUUCCAGGUCUGACUGGACGGACCGGACCGAAGGGUUACCCCGGUGAGCCAGGUUACCCCGGACCGGUGCGCUACCAAGACGGAAUCGAAGCGAGAGGUCCUAAAGGGGACCAAGGCUACCCAGGAGUGGCUGGAGAACCAGGGGACAUCGGGCCCAUGGGAAGACCGGGGCCUCCGGGUCCACCAGGCUCAACAGACGGAUUCGUCACUUUAGAGCCAGUUGGUCCGAAGGGCUUCAAGGGAGAACCGGGAAGGUUUAACAACUUUGAGACCAAUCCGAUGCCGGGACCAAAGGGGUUCAAAGGAUUUCCAGGAGCUAAAGGUGUUCUGGGUCUCCCUGGUCCUCCAGAUUACUACUGCGAGCCCGGGUACCCGGGAGAGCCCGGUGAGACUGGUCCCAAAGGAGUGAAAGGAGACAGGGGCCUCCUGGGAAUUAAAGGUGAGCUGGGUGGGCGGGGUCCCGUCCCUGGACGGGCGGCUCAGCUGUCCUGGAGAGUGUCGGUGCAGUCCGACUGUUGGGGGGCCGGAUACGCAGGAUCAGCCGGACGGAAAGGCCAACCAGGUUCACCUGGAUCCAAAGGCUUUCCAGGGGCUGCAGGUCCACCAGGUCCAGGUUUUCCAGGCCCUAAGGGGUUACCUGGGCCAAAGGGAGAUCAGGGACUCCCCGGAUUUACGGGAGUUCCCGGACGACCGGGCCCUCCAGGGGAUUCUGGGAUCUGCACCCCUUGUAGCGUGGGCACACCUGGUCUGAAGGGCGAGCCGGGUUCGCCAGGAUACCCAGGUGAGCCUGGUGGGCCCGGUCAGCCUGGAGGACCAGGUGCUCCGGGCGUGAAGGGCCUGAGAGGAGACGACGGCAGUGGAGCGUUUGGACCGCCAGGAAGUCCAGGUUCACCCGGAGAUCCGGGUGACUCCGGUUCCCCUGGAGUAACGCUGGAAGGCCCUCAAGGCGCUCCUGGAUCACCAGGAGUCCCGGGCAGGAAGGGGGAGCCUGGAGAAGCUUAUUCCGCCACGACGGGUGCUCCCGGCCCACCGGGGAGUCCCGGUACUCCGGGACGACAGGGACCCGCCGGAGUGCCCGGUAGUCCAGGUUCAGCAGGUGGGAAUUCUCACUCCGGUUAUCCUGAACCUCCAGGCGUGCCGGGGCAGCCUGGACCGCCAGGCCCUAAAGGAGUGCCGGGAGCCCACGGUAAUCCGGGACUGGACGGUGAACGUGGUCCUCCGUGCACGCCCUGCGACGUGCACGGCAUACCGGGCCCUCCGGGAUCUCCCGGAGCCCCGGGACGCCAGGGAGCUCCAGGCUCCUCCGGUGUGAAGGGUCUGAAAGGAGAUGUGGGUCCACCUGUCCGAGGACAGAGAGGCCUGCCGGGCUUCCCGGGGCGUCCCGGCGCACCGGGAUCCGGCGGACGGAGGGGCAAUCUGGGCCCUCCGGGAGAUCCUGGGAGUGACGGCUACCCGGGACAGAAAGGCGUGAGCGGCUCCCCGGGCCCGCCCGGCACCAGACCUGCACCCGGCCCUCCAGGGCCUCUGGGACCGAGAGGUAAACAGGGAGAUCGGGGCUAUGACGGCCCCCCCGGUGAGCCCGCACUUCCAGGACCCCCUGGUCUGAAAGGUCUGCCUGGACCUCCUGGACCUCCAGGACCGCAGAGUGUUCUGAACGUGACUAAAGGCCUGGCGGGUCUGCCAGGACCGAGGGGCCCUCCGGGCUACCAAGGAAUCAGAGAGCUGCUGGAUGAACUCACUGUCUCGUGGCGCGACAAGCCGUACAGGGAGAAACACCCCGUGGCAGGCAGCUCCAUGUUCGACUGCGAGGGAAUGGAGAAUCACGGUCUGAUGGUGAUCAAGGACCAUCUUACGGCCAACCGGGGCCUCCAGGACCCAAAGGUUUGCCAGGAGAACGUCAACGAGAUGACUGCAAAGGAAAUCCCGGAGAUCCAGGUGAUCCGGGACCCAGUGGAAGGCCGGGUCAACCUGGACCUAAAGGGGAACCUGGAGAAUCGAGACGAACUGGAGGACCAGGGUCCCCGGGGCCUCGAGGUCCUUCAGGCCUUCCAGGUUAUCCAGGCCCACAAGGUGAUCCUGGAGGUGCUGGGCCGCUGGGCCCACCGGGUCCAGCUGGACCUCCAGGUCCUCCUGGACCACCGGGGCCUCCUGGGGGAAGCUUUUCCUCCAAAGGAGAUCCAGGGCGGACCGGCCCCCCGGGCUUACCAGGCCAGAAGGGAUAUCAAGGCCCCCCAGGGCCUCCUGGACCCCCUGGGUCGCAGUUCUUUCCAGGACCAAAAGGUAGAGAACAGCAGUGUCUCAGGCGAGUUCCUGCAGUUUGAGUCCAACUCGUCCGACUGUCACCUCGUUCCCGCAGGUCAGAAAGGUCAGUACGGUCGCAUGGGCUUCCAGGGACCCAAAGGUCGGCAAGGUGCGCCCGGGCCCGACGGCAGGAAAGGUGACAAAGGCUCAGCUGGAGACCGGGGAGAAAAAGGUCCUGCUGGGUCUGUUGGUCUGCCCGGCUCCACGGGUCCUCCUGGUCGUCCAGGUCCACCUGGUGAUCCAGGAGACGUUGGCGUGCCAGGAUUUGUUGGACCACAAGGCUUUCCUGGCCCGCCGGGCGACCGCGGUCCCACGUCCGGCUGCGUCCCGCACAGCUCCGGCUUCCUGUUGGUGAUCCACAGCCAGUCGGUGGACGUCCCGCUGUGUCCUGCGGGCAGCAGUCAGCUGUGGGUGGGCUAUAGCCUGGUUUACCUGGAGGCACAAGAGAACGUUCACACACAGGAUCUUGGUCAGCCCGGAUCCUGCCUCCGCAGCUUCUCCACCAUGCCGUUCUCCUACUGCAACACCGCCGCCUGCCACUACUCCAGCCGCAACGACAAAUCCUGCUGGCUGUCCACCACCGCUCCCAUACCCAUGAUGCCGCUCUUCGGCACGGAGAUCGUCCCCCACAUCAGCCGCUGUGUGGUCUGCGAGAUGCGCGCCCCCGUGGCUGCUUUCCACAGCCAGGACCUCUCCGUCCCGCCGUGCCCGCGCGGCUGGAGGAGCCUGUGGACCGGAUACUCCUUCCUCCUGCACACGUCUUCGAGCGAACAGGGCGGCGGACAGCCGCUCAGCUCCUCCGGAAGCUGCCUGAAGGAUUUCCGGACUCACCCGUUCGUGGAGUGUCAGGGCGGUCGAGGUUCCUGUCACUACUUCGCGAACCUGUACAGUUACUGGCUGACUGUCGUCCACCCCGCCGAGCAGUUCGUCACCAAGAGGUCCCACACCAUCAAAGCACUUGAUGAGCAGCGCCGUAAAACCAGCCAGUGCAACGUCUGCCUCAGAGACUGA
Molecule: messenger RNA, 3783 nt
Organism: Salarias fasciatus (jewelled blenny)
Lineage: Eukaryota; Metazoa; Chordata; Actinopteri; Blenniiformes; Blenniidae
Product: collagen alpha-6(IV) chain-like
Exons: 29
Coding region: 1-3783 (1260 amino acids)
Cellular component (GO): collagen trimer; extracellular matrix
Molecular function (GO): extracellular matrix structural constituent
Source: RefSeq, a predicted model, not a curated record